AUGCCAAAGAAACGCAGAAACGGAGGAAGGUCCAAGCACAACCGAGGCCACGUGAACCCUUUGAGGUGCUCCAACUGUGGAAGGUGUGUUCCCAAGGACAAGGCCAUUAAAAGAUUCAACAUCAGGAACAUCGUCGACACGUCCGCGCAGAGAGAUAUAAAGGAGGCCUCCGUCUACUCCACAUUUCAGUUACCGAAAUUGUACAUCAAGCAGUGCUACUGCGUUUCAUGCGCUAUUCACUCGCGUUUUGUGAGGGUUCGAUCGAGAGAGCAAAGAAGAGUUCGAAAGGAGACAUCAAAGCACAUCAACCCGUCGCAGUUGUAG
Messenger RNA from Plasmodium inui San Antonio 1, 324 nucleotides. Its product is annotated as 30S ribosomal protein S26e. Gene Ontology annotation, molecular function: mRNA binding; structural constituent of ribosome. The record is from RefSeq and is a predicted model, not a curated record. NCBI's taxonomy places the organism in Eukaryota, Apicomplexa, Aconoidasida, Haemosporida, Plasmodiidae. Gene Ontology annotation, biological process: translation. The coding region runs from base 1 to 324 and encodes 107 amino acids. Gene Ontology annotation, cellular component: ribosome; cytosolic small ribosomal subunit. The transcript has a single exon.